AGAGACCACGUGAGCUGCGGGCGGUAUAAAAGCUUUUGGCGGCGGUUCCGCGGCGCAGCCCUAGUUUUAUAUGGGAAAAUGUAUCGCUUUCGUUCACAGGCUCUCAUCGGAAUCGCUUUUAACUCCCUUCUUUUCACUGUGCCACUGGACGACAUUCAAUUUAAGAGACGCUAUAGUAAAAACUGGUCGUGUAUUGGCUGAUUUUAGGUUUAUAUUUGCUGUGUUUAUACAAGAAGGAUGCCCAAGUCUAAGAAGAGGAACGGCAGGGGGGGACAGCAUGCAGCUGUGCAGCCUUUCAGUGAUGAGGAUGCUUCCAUUGAGACGCUCAGCCACUGCAGCAGCUUCAGUGAUUCAGUCAGCGUGGCAGACGAAGGCGGCGAGGCUGAGGAUACUGCGCAGGAGGAUUUCCAGUACAAGUUGAAGGUUUAUAUUGACUGCACGGUUGAUAAAAGUGCAAAAACCCGGCAAGGAGCACUUGAUGGACUAAAGACUGCAAUGGCAACCAGAAUACUGUACGAGUUCCUGCUAGAGAGAAGAAUGACCAUCACAGACAGCAUUGAGCGCUGUUUGAAAAAAGGAAAAGGAGAGGAGCAGCGUGCGGCAGCCUCCCUGGCUUGCCUCUUGUGCAUCCAGUUAGGUUCUGGGAUUGAAAGCGAAGAGGUGUUCAAGACCCUGAAACCCAUAUUCAAGACCAUUCUCAAUGAUGGAACAGCAAACAUUCAGGCCAGACAGGCUUGUGCGACAAGUCUGGGCCUCUGCACUCUGGUAGCAGAAGAUGAUAUCUUGGAUGUGUAUGCCACCAUGGAAUGCUUUGAGACUCUCUUCACCCGCUCAUACGUACGAGAGGAUGGCAGCAGGCCUUCACUGAACCCUCAGACCACUCAGCUCCACACUAACGCACUGCUCUCCUGGGCUCUGCUGCUCACCAUCUGCAGCGCCAGUCACGUCACAGCCAUCAUUCACAAACAUCUAUCCAAGCUUCCAAGGCUACUGGAGAGUGAGGAUGUCAACAUGCGAAUUGCAGCCGGAGAGACCAUCGCUCUGCUGUUUGAGCUUGCAAGAGACGUCGACCCAGACUUUAACUCUGAGGACUGGGAGCCACUGUGUGACAAGCUGAAUGCCCUGGCCACUGAUUGCAACAAACAUCGUGCCAAGACUGACAAGAGGAAGCAGCGGUCUGUCUUCAGGGAUGUGCUGAAAGCUGUGGAGGAUGGGGACUUUCAGACUGAGGCGAUCCGCUUUGGCACAGAGCGGAUGGUCAUUGACAGCUGGGUGAGGAAGAGGACCUACGAUGCUUUCAGAGAGUUUGUUGGCUCUGGAAUGAACUACCAUCUACAGGCAAACGAGUUCAUCAGGGACGUGUUUGGACUGGGACCACCAAUGCUUAUUGAUUCAGCUGCUCUAAAAGCUAUGAAGAGCUCCCGACUGGAGAGGCAUCUGUACAAUGCUGCUGCAUUCAAGGCUCGCACCAAGGCCAGAAACAAGUUUCGUGACAAGAGGGUGGAUGUGGGUGAAUUUUAGCAUCCAGUUUUCUAUUAAUUAUUCAUUUUCCCUGUCGUACUUAUUUGGGUCCAAUGUGUGUUCCUCUUUGUGUGUAGAAUGUAGUACUGCACAUUGUUUCUUUUUUUUUUCUUUCUUUUUUUUUUAAAUAACAAAUUAAUAUUUAGUAUUUAUAUGGUGUAACAUGUAAUGUGUUGUUGUUCUUUUUUUGGUGGUAAUAUGAAUUAAACGUAAAAUAUGUAUAUGAAAUGUAUGUGCACUUGCUCCCCCCAGUGGUUAGUGUUGAUAAAAUAAAUAAAUGUGGAAGCUCA
Astyanax mexicanus (Mexican tetra) is the source of this 1811-nucleotide messenger RNA. RefSeq names its product interferon-related developmental regulator 1 (gene ifrd1). The transcript has 12 exons. NCBI's taxonomy places the organism in Eukaryota, Metazoa, Chordata, Actinopteri, Characiformes, Acestrorhamphidae. Bases 238 to 1521 code for a protein of 427 amino acids. Gene Ontology annotation, cellular component: nucleus. The record is from RefSeq and is a predicted model, not a curated record.